UUGAGAGACGUGGAGUUGUCAGUUGUGUGUUACUGUGUCCAAGCUCCAAGCAGAAUUAGCAGAUAGCCGCUUGGUCGAAGACUCGAAGUUAUUAACUGGAAUUUUUGCCGUAAUCGAAUCUUCAUUAUGACUAAAAUUCACUGUGGCCCUGUUGUGGAGGUUUUGGGAGAUGAAAUGACUCGUAUAAUAUGGGACCUGAUCAAAGAAAAGCUCAUCCUCCCCUUCCUUGAUGUGGAACUCCAUACAUAUGAUCUGGGAAUUGAAAACAGAGAUGCUACAGAUGAUCAGGUUACAGUUGACUGUGCCAAUGCCAUCAAGAAGUACAAUGUUGGGAUCAAGUGUGCCACCAUCACGCCUGAUGAACAAAGAGUGGAAGAGUUCAAGCUGAAGAAGAUGUGGCGGUCUCCAAAUGGCACGAUUCGCAACAUCCUUGGCGGCACUGUGUUCAGGGAGGCCAUCAUUUGUAAGAAUAUUCCUCGGCUUGUACCAGGCUGGGAGAAGCCCAUAAUUAUUGGCAGACAUGCUCAUGCUGACCAGUACAAGUGUGUGGAUUUUGUUGUUCCUGGCCCUGGUCAGCUGACUCUCAGCUUCACUGGGCAAGAUGGCCAGGUGAUCUCUCAAGUUGUGAAUGAUUUCAAGGGCGCUGGCGUUGCUCUCGGAAUGUUCAAUACUGAUGAGAGCAUCAGAGACUUUGCACACUCGUCCUUCAAGUUUGCUCUGGACCGCAAGUUGCCGCUCUACAUGUCCACAAAAAAUACCAUCCUCAAGAAAUAUGAUGGUCGCUUCAAAGACAUCUUUGAGGAGAUAUAUAAGAGUGACUACAAGGAGAAGUAUGAGGCAGCAGGUGUGUGGUACGAGCAUCGCCUCAUCGACGACAUGGUCGCCCAGGCCAUGAAGAGCUCGGGAGGCUUCGUGUGGGCCUGCAAGAACUACGAUGGCGACGUCCAGAGCGACUCUGUCGCGCAAGGCUUUGGGUCGCUGGGCCUGAUGACGAGCGUGCUGGUAUGCCCCGACGGCCGCACACUGGAGUCUGAGGCCGCGCACGGCACAGUCACGCGUCACUACCGCCAGCACCAGCAGGGCAAGGAGACCUCCACCAAUCCCAUUGCUUCGAUAUUCGCGUGGACGCGCGGGCUGCUGCACCGCGCCAGGCUGGACGACAACGCGCGUCUGCAGCGCUUCGCUGAGACGCUCGAAGAUGUGUGCGUGGCGACCAUCGAAGCCGGCCACAUGACCAAGGACCUCGCCAUCUGCAUUAAGGGCACCAACGGAGUGACGCGCAGCGACUACCUGAACACCUUCGAGUUCCUGGAUAAGCUGGCCAGUAACUUGCAGUCAAAAAUGGCUGCUUAAUUUGCCUGCUGCUUGAUUCGCUUACGUGUCCAACGAACUUCAUUUCAGUAUAUGAGCCUUCACGCACAAAUUACUCUAAGAAGCUCCAUCUUAAGAAACAUCAAAGUUCUAAUAGAUUUCAUAUUUAAUGUAGUACUUGUUGAUGGUUUGAUAUUAUUUCGUAGUUGCCGAGUUAAAAUUGUUGAUCCAAAUUUACUCUGAAUGACUCAGUUCUUUGUCCUUUUUUUAGGUGAAUUAUUAAUUAUUUAAAUUGUAUGUGAUAUAAAUAAGAUGUUUGUUUGGUUCUUGCUAUUUGAUGGGACCAAAUAUCUGUAUUGAUGUCGGGAAGCAUAAUGUCUGAGUUGAAUGUUUAUGAGGUGGUCAACACUGCCUUGAAACUCGUGGUGUGUUUUAGUAUAGACAAUGUGGGAUGACAGUUUCAUCAGGCUCGCUAAUUGGACGGUAACCAGUGAUCUUUUUCAUCUUUAUUCAAUAUUUUUAAAUAUGACAUAAGAGCUUCACAUCAGAACUCUUAAGUUUUUAAGAAUCCCUCAAAUAAUUUAACUAUAAUGGGAAACAUGAAUCUUUCCGGUGUAAAACCCUCGAUAUUCAGUGAAUUUGAUUCUCUUCUCAUUAUAUACACUAUAUUUUUAUGUAAAAUUUAACUGUCCUAAAUUUAUCUUAUCUGGGGAAACUUGCUGCUAGUUUACGUGGUGUUGGUGUACGUGGUGUUUGUCUUAGAAUUAAGGUACAAGAUGGAAUAUUUUGUUGGUAAUGCUAAACUCUGAAUAGAUUUUCAUAAUUAUCUAUUCUUUCUGAUGAGUUUAUAUUGCGGACGAUUUUGCAGCUUUUUUAUUGUCUUCUAAGUCUUUGUUGGUUAUUUUUUUAGACUUGAACUGCGUUAUUGCUGGACAUGCCGUUCAUCUAGAUUACAAACCUGAGUACAGCAUCUUCCUAGCAACUUCUAUUCUUCUUAUAUUCCAUGUUUCCUCAAAUCAUUUUGGAUUAAAACCUUGGAAAUUUUCAAGGUAUUUAAUAAUAGUCAAUAUUCUCCUGAAUCGCCAAGUAUUAAUUCCCCCCUCAAGUUAUUUCUGUGGUGCGUGUUUUAGCUCGUCUGAAGUCCUCGAAAUUUAACAUGAAGGUUAUUUCUCAUUUAUUGCCCAUUGAUUUAGUCUCACGUCCCUUUUGAUUCACGCUAGUGCCUUCCUCGAAAUUUCAAGACAUUCUCAGUUCUUUCUCCGUAUUUUUAAAACGAGUCUAAUCGAAUUGAGUAUUCACAAUAUAUUUACACUCAAAACACGGCAAAUGACAAAUAUAAAGUAAGUUUUCUACGUUAAAUAGAGUCAUUUGCGCUAAAACAUUUUUCAAAUUUGAAAUUUAUAUGACACCUCGACAGUAGCGAGUGUAUUGUGUUGUGUGUCUUAUACAUCACUUCUAUUAGUUCGUACGUCCUCGUCACAGACAUCGUUGGGGCUUGUUUUUCUUGUAGUAUUAAACUGAUUAUAAUUACACGUUAACCAGUUCAA
Messenger RNA from Hyalella azteca, 2858 nucleotides. RefSeq names its product isocitrate dehydrogenase [NADP] cytoplasmic (gene Idh). Gene Ontology annotation, cellular component: peroxisome; mitochondrion; cytosol. Bases 127 to 1353 code for a protein of 408 amino acids. Gene Ontology annotation, biological process: isocitrate metabolic process. Gene Ontology annotation, molecular function: isocitrate dehydrogenase (NADP+) activity; magnesium ion binding; NAD binding. The transcript is spliced from 10 exons. The record is from RefSeq and is a predicted model, not a curated record. NCBI's taxonomy places the organism in Eukaryota, Metazoa, Arthropoda, Malacostraca, Amphipoda, Hyalellidae.